Esox lucius (northern pike) is the source of this 1488-nucleotide messenger RNA. RefSeq lists its product as uncharacterized. Lineage: Eukaryota; Metazoa; Chordata; Actinopteri; Esociformes; Esocidae. Bases 28 to 1143 code for a protein of 371 amino acids. The record is from RefSeq and is a predicted model, not a curated record. Gene Ontology annotation, biological process: interleukin-15-mediated signaling pathway; T cell activation; positive regulation of ERK1 and ERK2 cascade. The transcript is spliced from 8 exons. Gene Ontology annotation, cellular component: membrane raft; external side of plasma membrane. Gene Ontology annotation, molecular function: protein tyrosine kinase binding; MHC class II protein binding.
ACACUAACAGAGGGGAGAGAAAGAGCAAUGACAAUGGGUGCAUAUAAAUCAUUACUGGAAGUGGUUGUGAUCCUAUUGGCUCUACUCUCAGAUGUCAAUGGAAACAGUCAAUACUCCAGAGUGGGAGAUAACGUCAUUCUGCCAUGUAGAAAUGUGGUCAAUCCAGGAAACUGUACCUCAACUACAUGGAACUUUAACAGAGCUGGAAGUCAGAAGACAAUUGAAGAGGUCAAAUUGGGAACCAUCAAUAAAGGAAAUCAUCCUUACAGAUCUGAUAGACUCAGUUUGGGGUCUGACUGUUCUCUACAUGUUAGUGAUGUCAAAGCUGAGGAUGCUGGAACCUACACCUGUCAACAAUACCUUAGAGAGAAUGGACCACAACAAGGAGUGGGUGAAACUGUGUAUUUGUCUCUUCUAAAUAUGUCCUCAUCCACACCAGUGACACAUUUAAAGCCUGAUGAACCAGUAACAUUAAGGUGCUUUCUUCACACGUAUGAUGGGAAAUGUAACUCACACCUUAUUAGCGAUGUUAUUGUGAACUUGUAUGAGAUUGGUACUGAUCUAGAGAAAGACUUCAGACUGAACAUUACAAACCACCCACGUUGUGAAAUCACUCUGAAUGUUACACCGCAGAGGGAGUACAACAACAGGAAGUGGAAGUGUCAGCUGACUAUAAAGGAACAAGAGAAGACCUCUAUUGACUUACCGGACACAUUCUCAGGUUCCCCUUCACAAAAUCAGAUUCCCAUGGGUGUGGGAGUGGCUGUAGGAGUGUUUGUGGCAGUGACUGUGGCAAUGUUUGUCAUUGCUUUUGUCAUCAUAGCACACAAAAGGACAACCAUGAAUCAAAUGACAGCUGAUGUCAGCCUUGUGAAUAACAUAGACCUGGGUCUGAAUGAAGUAAAUGGUUCCACCCCACCAGCAAAGGAAGACAGGAAUCAACCUGCUGAAAGUAUCACCUAUGGUAUCACCUAUGCCACCAUCAGCCACUUCAACCAAAAUUCCCCUCAGAGAGUUAAUGCCCAUGGUGAGGAUUCAGUGACCUAUGCCUCAGUUAUGACCUCUACUGAAAGAGGAAGAGAAACAGAGAACCCUGCUGACCCCAACUCCCUCUAUUCUACUGUCAAUAAACAUCAGGAAUAAAAACAAUAACAUAAGGACAAAACUCCCUGAUUCACACUCAGUGUAAUAUCAGUGCCAAAAAUCACCUUUUGUGUAUGCUGACCAACUGUUAAAUUAGAUUCAAAGAACAGGUGUUUUGGUAACUAGAAUACGAGCAGAGAUCAAUCGGUCAACAUUAAGAGAUGUAGACAAAUAAUUGCUUCGUAAAAUCUGGUUUGAAUCCAAAUAUGUUUUGCUUGUCAGUCUUCAAUAUGACAUCUUAAAUUAAGUAUUUCAUGAAUCUCUCCAGUGACGGUUUCUUAUACUGCUCUGGAAAAAAUUAAGAGACCACUGCACCUUUUUCUUUCCUUUCCAAAAAAGUUGAAA